AUUCGAAUUUCGGCGACCCCGUACAUUAUUUACGGCGCGAGUACGUUUAUGUCACUGUGACAGUUACUUUUAUAGGUGAAAAAGGUUGUUUCGUAUUCGAAGGAGGUUUUAUUUUUCAUUCAUCAUGGCGAGUAUGAAUGCGAGGCUCGCGUUCGCUAUAAUGUCGGCAUCACUGUCAGCAUUUCAGCAUGGCUAUAACACGGGAGUCAUGAACGCUCCAGAAUUUGUUAUGUCGCAAUGGCUCCAGAAGGAAGCAUUAACUGGAACCAAUUUAUCACUAGCCGCAAAGGAUGACCCAGUUGUGACCAACAUCUGGUCUUUGACUGUAUCCAUUUAUUGUGUGGGGGGAAUGAUCGGUGGUGUCAUUACUGGAUUGGUUGCUGAUAGGCUAGGAAGAAAGGGUGGUCUAUUGUGGAACAACCUCCUGGUCUUCGUGGCUGCGAUGCUGGAGGCUCUAUCCAAAACUGCACAGUCCUCAGAAAUGCUAAUAGUUGGCAGAUUGAUAAUCGGUAUUAACAAUGGAUUAAACGCAGGGCUUACACCAAUGUAUUUGGCUGAAAUAUCGCCUGUGGCAUUGCGAGGCUCGAUCGGAACAGUAUAUCAGCUAGUAAUUACAAUAACAAUUCUUCUUUCACAAAUACUUGGGCUAGAAGUAGUAUUGGGGACGGCUAACGGGUGGCCAUGGCUACUCGCUGUGAUAGUGUUGCCAGCAAUUGUACAAUGUUGUACUUUACCGUUAUGUCCUGAAACACCCAAGUUUCUGCUAUUAAAUAAGGGCGCGGAAUUGAAGGCACAAAGAGCCCUUAAUUGGCUCCGCGGCGAUGUAGCUGUUCAUGGAGAAAUGGAGGAGAUGCAUCAGGAAGCAGAAAAGAACAAAAUAAGCAAGAAAGUCACGCUUCGUGAACUCUUCGGAAAUCAGCAACUUCGUCAGCCAUUACUCAUCGCCAUGGUGGUGAUGGUUGCUCAGCAGUUCUCGGGAAUAAACGCGGUCAUGUUCUUCUCCACAAAUAUCUUCACGAACGCUGGCUUGAACGAGGGGCAGAGUCAGUACGCUACAUUGGGUAUGGGCGCCAUGAAUGUGGUAAUGACUGUGAUAAGUCUCCUACUGGUGGAAAAGGCGGGAAGGAAGACCCUACUUCUCAUUGGAUUUAGCGGAAUGUUCGCAACCACCAUUGCGUUGUGUAUUGCUAUUAAAUAUACGACAAUAUCCUGGGUACCAUAUUUAUGCAUCGCAUUGGUGAUUCUUUUCGUAACAAUGUUUGCUGUCGGACCCGGUUCGAUACCCUGGUUCCUUGUUACAGAACUGUUCAACCAAGGCGCUCGACCUGCAGCUUCUUCAGUAGCCGUCACGGUUAACUGGACUGCUAACUUCAUAGUAGCGCAAAGUUUUCUGCCACUUAAGUCAAUAAUAGACACGAACGUCUUCCUCAUAUUUGCUGCUCUUCAGUUCAUAUUUAUAUUAUUCAUAUCAUUCAAAAUCCCGGAAACGAAAAACAAAACUAUUGAGGAGAUCACAGCUAUGUUUAGACAACAGUUGUAAGGCAUUUACGGAGACUUCCAAUCAAUUUUUAUUAUGCUUAUUCGCCUUGCGACCUGGCUAAAGUGUUUCUACCAAAAGCCUUAUGUAACGUCUUCCUGCUAUUAAAUAAACUCCUCAAUCUCGUAGGAUAUAUAUAAUAUUAGCAAAGCUAAUGCAAUGAACAAACAUCACAAUCUACCAUUUUUACACUCAACGUGCGAUUAAAUCGCUAGAUCUGAAUUCGUAUUGAAAUGU
Molecule: messenger RNA, 1774 nt
Organism: Pieris rapae (cabbage white)
Lineage: Eukaryota; Metazoa; Arthropoda; Insecta; Lepidoptera; Pieridae
Product: solute carrier family 2, facilitated glucose transporter member 1
Exons: 12
Coding region: 125-1540 (471 amino acids)
Biological process (GO): monosaccharide transmembrane transport
Cellular component (GO): membrane
Molecular function (GO): hexose transmembrane transporter activity
Source: RefSeq, a predicted model, not a curated record